This is a messenger RNA of Triticum turgidum subsp. durum (durum wheat), 1044 nucleotides long. Lineage: Eukaryota; Viridiplantae; Streptophyta; Magnoliopsida; Poales; Poaceae. The record is from the annotation of a GenBank genome assembly.
AUGACGGGGCAGCCGCCAAGGCUCGUGUUCCGGUUCACCCAGGCGGAGGUCGCCAAGAUGGAGGAGGUCCUCCGUGAGCUCGACGCCAAGCCCAAGCGUCCUGUCAUCCAGGGCCUAAUCGAUCACUUCAACGCCUCCCCGGACCGCUCAGGCGACGGCAAGGUCCCCGUCCAGUACAAUCAGGUGAGGAAUUGGUUCCAUAACCGGAGGUCCGCGCAAUCCCAGCGGUCCAGGAAGAUGAUGCUACCCCCUGUUAACGAGGAACACCACCCAGUGACCGGAUCCUACUCAGGGAAUAUUUCUUCGGAUGGUGGUCAUGUCCAGUUUGAAGCAAAGUCGGCUAGAAAUGGAGCAUGGUACGAUGUUGCUGCCUUUCUGUCCCACAGGUUCAUUGACACGAGGGACCCGGAAGUACUAGUUCGAUUUACUUGGCUUGGACCCGAGGAUGAUGAAUGGGUUGAUGUUCAGAAAUGUGUGAGACUGCGUUCUCUUCAAUGUGUUGCAGUGCUGCCUGGGGAUCUCAUUCUUUGUUUUAAGGAAGGCAAAGAGCAGGCCCAAUAUUUUGAUGCGCAUGUUCUUCAAGUUCAAAGGCGCAGGCAUGACGUAAGGGGGUGCCGCUGUAGGUUUCUUGUUUGUUAUGAUCAUGAUCACUCUGAGGAGUUUGUUCCACUGAGCAAGGUAUGCCGUCGACCAGAAACUGAUCACUUUCACCAGAAAGCCCAAAAGCAACCCAAGAUGAUGGUUGUCAACACUGAAAAGGUGACCAGGGGUGGGGCUCCCAUUCCACCAGAUCAAGGAGGGCCAUCUGACAAGCCUGUUUCUCCCUUACUAGACGCACCUACUAGCACCCGCAGCAAAUCAGUGGCACAUGUUGAGAUGGGGGAUGCAGAGGCUGCCCGAAACGACGAAGCUGCAAAUGAAGCACAUGGCGACAAGAUGAAUGUGGGAGUGUCAUUCUUUCGCUCCCCUGUGCAUUUCCUUGUGAACUUUUUAGUUAAAAAAUGUUCGCCUAAAAACUUCCAAUCGAGGAAGGAUGUUUGCUAG